AUGCCUCAUCAUUAUAGAGCACCGGAGGCCAUUCUUAACAUGGAAUGGAAUGACAAGGUUGAUAUUUGGAACAUUGCAGUACUCCUCUGGGACCUCGUGUCACCUGGCCAUCUUUUCGGGAAAUGGAAAAACCUUACUCCCAUCCCAGACAUAACACUCGAAAGCCUUGCCAUAGAUGUACAAGGUGAGGACAAGGAGGGCUUCUUAAGCUUCUUGCGUAAAAUUCUGCGUUGGGUACCUGAGGAACGGCCGACAGCCGGAGAGCUUGUUGAGUCGUCAUCUACCGAAGGGCAAAAACAAUGGAAGUAUCAUAAGACAUUUAUUCAAUGCAAAGAUGAGACGGGAACAAGUUGA
This is a messenger RNA of Histoplasma mississippiense, 354 nucleotides long. RefSeq lists its product with no specific name. Bases 1 to 354 code for a protein of 117 amino acids. Gene Ontology annotation, biological process: protein phosphorylation. The transcript has 4 exons. The record is from RefSeq and is a predicted model, not a curated record. NCBI's taxonomy places the organism in Eukaryota, Fungi, Ascomycota, Eurotiomycetes, Onygenales, Ajellomycetaceae. Gene Ontology annotation, molecular function: ATP binding; protein kinase activity.